Molecule: messenger RNA, 438 nt
Organism: Colletotrichum phormii
Lineage: Eukaryota; Fungi; Ascomycota; Sordariomycetes; Glomerellales; Glomerellaceae
Exons: 3
Coding region: 1-438 (145 amino acids)
Source: RefSeq, a predicted model, not a curated record
AUGGCCUUGUGCCCCCUUAUGGCACUGGCAGCCCCCUCAACUCCUGAACUUGAUAAGAGAGCAAUCACAUGUUUGAAGGUCGGCGCAACGGCAACGGCAAAAUGGACCAACAGUGCUGGUAAAUCAUGCACGUUCACCGGUGUAGUCGGAAGCAACUAUGGCACCAACCUCGCAGGGUCUGGAGAUUACUCCUGCAAUGGCCGCUGCGGUGCGGGAUGUACUGGAACUGCCGUUGGCAACGUCUACACACAAGAUUGCUUCUCUCACGAUAUUUGCUCAUACUUCAACAGCGCCAGUGGCGGUGCUAGUGACCCCAAUUGUGGCGCCGCGUACAACGCUGCUGUCGACGAUACUGCGUUGGGUGCCCUUAAUGGCUGUGGACAAACAAACCCUUCAAAUGCGGUAUCGAAGCCUUCGACGCAACCAGUCUGCAGUUGA